AGUUCUGGCUUGAGCUUCCUAGCUAGUCACAUUCCAGUGUGGGAAGACCACAGGUACGAGGCUGGUGAAGAGAGAGGUUAAGUCAGAAAGGAUGAAAAAGAGAGACGGGUGUGAGCGAAGGGGGACAUGGAAAAAACUGUGAAAGGGAAGGAAAACAAAAACACACCAAUAAGGAGACCAUGGCGGUUCAGCACUACUGGCUACUGCUGCUGUUGUUCAACUGCCGUCAAAGGCUUACAGGAGCUGUGAGUGGCAUCAGUCCGCAUAUAAAGCAUUAUGAGGCCUUGUCAUAUGACAGGGAGGAUCUUCAUAGGAAGCACCUGAGAGCCAGGAGAGCCACACAACCUCAUGAAUACACACUGCAGCUAGACUUUACUGCUUUCCACAGAACUUUCCGUCUGCUUUUGAAACACAACGCAGCAGCAUUUUCAGAAAAUUUCACGGUGGUCAGUGAAAAUGGUUCCACAUCAGCUGACCUCUCACACAUAUAUUCAGGAACACUAGAAGGUGAACAUGGUUCAGCCUGCCAUGGCUCUGUGUUGCAGGGUCAGUUUGAGGGAACGAUCCAUACCAGCAACGGGACUUAUCACAUAGAGCCAGCACAAAGAUACACCAGCAACGAAACAGAUUACCACUCGAUAAUCUACCAUGAGGAUGACAUGGUCCUGCCAUCCAUGAGAACUGGCCCUGAUGGAUUCUGCAGCGCAGAACAUCUAAACCUCCUCGCCCAAAGCCUCAGACCCGAUGAGAAACUUGAUCCACAGGAGGCACCAGCGAGCCGGUUGAGGAGGACAGUGGAUGAGUCCAAGACCACCUGCCUGCUCCACCUCCAUGCUGACCACCUCUACUACAAGAGGUUCAAGUCUGUUGAAGGUGUCGUGGCCCAGGUUGCCUCCUACAUGCGAGCCGUGAAUGACAUCUAUGACAAGGUGGACUUUGAUGGGAUCAAGCUGAUUAACUUCAAAGUGAAAUCCCUCAGAGUGAUGACAGAGGAGGAUAAAAACGAUCCUCUGUAUCCUCUGUACAUCGGGCCAGAGAAACUGUUGAGUCUGUACUCUGAGAACAACUGGGGCAACUUCUGCCUGUCCUAUCUGCUCACCGACAGAGACUACAGUGGAGUGUUGGGGCUCGCCUGGGAGGGCAAGGCUGGUAACUGGGGAGGAGUAUGCUCACGGCAGACCACCCUGCGGAACGGCCAGACCUCCACCCUGAACACAGGUCUGGUCACAGUUCAGAACUACGGACAGUUCCUGCCUUCUCGACACGUCCAGCUGACCCUCGCCCAUGAGCUCGGCCACAGCCUGGGAUCUCCGCACGAUGAGGGCUCAAACUGUGGGAACCUCGGCUCCACUGGCGGUAAAGGGAGGUACCUGAUGUACCCCCACGCCACAGACGAGGUGCGCGAGAACAACGACAAGCUCUCGCCCUGCAGCAUCGAGCACAUCAGCAAGAUACUGAAGCUGAAGAAGGACGACUGCUUUGUGGUCAGUGAUCAGCCCAUCUGUGGAAACCAGAUUGUGGAGGAAGAUGAGGAGUGUGAUGUCGGUCACAACGAGACAGACCUCUGCUGCUUCAGUGCUAAACAGCCUGUGGGAGUCCAGUGUCGCCUCAAGCCUGGUAAAGUCUGCAGUCCGAGUCAGGGCCUCUGCUGCGGUCAGGACUGUGGGUUUAAGCCGGCGGGUCAGAGCUGUGACGAGGAGACAGACUGUCAGAGAGAGAGCGUGUGUUCAGGCCUCUCCUCGCGCUGCCCCGAGCCAAACGCCAAGGAAAACCUCACAGUCUGCAGUCAGGGCACGCGUGUCUGCCUGAACGGGAUCUGCACUGAGUCUGUGUGUUUGAAGCACAGCCUGCAGCAGUGUGACUGUCCAGGAGACUCCAUGAAGGAGAAGUGCCACAUGUGCUGCCAGCAGCCUGACAAGCCUGAGACGUGUGCCAGCACCACCUCCUCCGUGCUGUCUCGUCACUUCCAGAGAAAGGCGUUGCCGUUGGUCAGCGGUGCACCGUGUUCAGGGAACCAGGGAUACUGCGACAAAUUCCACAUGUGUCGUCUGCUGGAUGCGGACGGCCCCAUCGCAAGGCUGAAGAACUCCUUUCUCAACUUGGACGACUUCGACGACAUAGCAGAGUGGAUGAAGGCGCAUUGGUGGGCCAUCCUGCUGGCGAUCCUGACUCUGUCCGGAGUGAUGGGCUGCACCGUCUGCCUCUGCGGCCGAACGCUGGACACCAGUGACUUGUAGUGACCUCUGACUUUUGAUCCCUGCCACCUCUGGGAAUGGAAGUGGCAUCCUGAUGAUGCACAAAUUAAGUGGGAUUCAUUUAUCCGGGAUUUUUAAGUGUCGGGGUCACAUUGAAGAGAUUCUUUCGGUCACAUUUGUUCCACGUCUCAGUGUGCGCGGCAGGUGACCUGUGACGACGCUCGCGCCUGCUCGACCUGUCUCACGCUGUUGGUGGGUGUCUUCGCACGUCAUCAUGCGACUCGUGUGACUUUUCUGGUCACAUUUCAACAAGUGACGAGAGUCUCCUGCGAUGCAUGUGUUGUGGAAAACGUCCCUGUUGCUGCCAACAGUGAUGUCGGUCAACCCCCCCGAGAGGCCACAUAGCAUCAAACACCUACAGCGAUUUAAAGCCAUCUGUCCCCGCGAAGGCCGAUGGGACUCUCUUAUUUUCCCCUGCAGUGUCCUUGCUGUUCUGUUUGAACUUGAGUGCUAAUUUCAGCCUGUUUCAGUUCAGCCAGCUUUCCUUCACAGGGAGACUUUAUCAAGUGGAGGUCAGUGGUCCUCUUGGCUUAAAUGCUGUCAUGAAACUUGUUUUUAUUGCAUGUUUACAUAGAAAAAGACGAUGAUGUUUGAGUUAAUAAAGUGACAGUAAACAUGUUUAGAGGGGACCCGACCCUAGAAUGGGAACCACUGGGCUAAACUCUAACUCUCUAUGAAUAGUAAAAACUACUUGUGAUACCUCAGGAACAUUUUACUGCUAAUACUGCUGUAUUUUUGCUUAGGUAAGAUUUGAAUUUCAGAACUUUUACUGUAAUGGAGAAUACUCCAUUACAAGGAGUAUUGGUGUGUUAGUGCAUAAGUAAAGGAUCUGUGCUCCACCACUACUGAUCUGCAUGCCAUAACUAAAGCUAGUGAUGAAUCUAAUAUCUAUCUCGUGGGUCACCUUGACACAGUCAGCCAAACACAAUGGCGUCGCAGCUACAAGGACAAGAGGAAAUCAGAGAUUAUUUUGUACAAUUUAACAAAUCCCAGGACUUUUAUAUCAGAAACAGAUGUGAAGUGAUACUGAUAAUGAAUUAAAAAACAGGAUUAAAACACCUUGAGCUCGUAAAUGUGAGUGAUAGUGAUGGAAAAUAUUUACGAUUGAGGAAGGUGAGAGUAAAAAACUAAGUUUAUUAUCAUUUUUCACUGUCACGUCUUUAAAAUAAACAUCAGGCUCAGGAUGACCUCUCAGUUUACAGUUUUGGUUUAUUAAAGAAUUUAUACAGUA
Molecule: messenger RNA, 3486 nt
Organism: Chelmon rostratus (copperband butterflyfish)
Lineage: Eukaryota; Metazoa; Chordata; Actinopteri; Chaetodontiformes; Chaetodontidae
Product: disintegrin and metalloproteinase domain-containing protein 10
Exons: 15
Coding region: 180-2237 (685 amino acids)
Biological process (GO): membrane protein ectodomain proteolysis; Notch signaling pathway
Cellular component (GO): plasma membrane
Molecular function (GO): metalloendopeptidase activity
Source: RefSeq, a predicted model, not a curated record